AUGCCUGCUCUUUAUCCAUCAUACUUUCCAUAUAGUGCUCAGCAUUCUGUCUUAUCGAGUAUCCAACAAGUUCUAGAAGAAUGCUGUUUUGAUUUUACAAAGAAAUGGUUACCUUCUCAAGUCGAAAACCGCGAAUGGGAUUGUGCUGCAGCUAUGGAGCUCACAGAGUGGAAGUUUUUAGCAAAGUGGUCACCACAACUUCCCCAUGAGUCUUUGCAAUUGAGGGGCUCACAGUUCGACACACUCCUAUCUACAAUUUGUCAAAUUCGACACACAGCAGUUCACUGGCAGCCAAUCACAGCAACCAGCGUCAGUUUUCUGGUCCUCGAAGCUAAGAGGCUGGCAGAAGCUUUGCAAGAUUCUUUACGCACAUCACAAUUGGAAGACCUUCACUUCGACAUACAAAACAAGAUCCAGGAAAUGGAGCUAAACAAGAACGCCCUUGAAGCUAAUCACGCUCAUGAGCUUAGAGCCUUGCAGCUCCAACAAGAAGAAUUAGACCAGAAGGAGGAGCAGCUCAGAGCCAAAAUUAUCAACAGCGACAAAGAGAACAAAACUCUCACGGGCCUUCUGGUUAAGGAGUCAAUUAAAAGGAUAUUUAAUGACAGGAAAAGUGGCCUUGAUGAUGAUUCAGUUGGGUUUGAGGCAGAGGAUGACGGAGCAAACAAAAAAAUUAGUCCAGGUUGUCAGCUCCUAUGA
This is a messenger RNA of Aspergillus chevalieri, 699 nucleotides long. RefSeq lists its product as uncharacterized. Bases 1 to 699 code for a protein of 232 amino acids. The transcript has a single exon. Lineage: Eukaryota; Fungi; Ascomycota; Eurotiomycetes; Eurotiales; Aspergillaceae. The record is from RefSeq and is a predicted model, not a curated record.